This is a messenger RNA of Purpureocillium takamizusanense, 1819 nucleotides long. RefSeq lists its product as uncharacterized. Gene Ontology annotation, molecular function: metallodipeptidase activity. Lineage: Eukaryota; Fungi; Ascomycota; Sordariomycetes; Hypocreales; Ophiocordycipitaceae. The coding region runs from base 85 to 1698 and encodes 537 amino acids. The record is from RefSeq and is a predicted model, not a curated record. The transcript has 2 exons. Gene Ontology annotation, biological process: proteolysis.
CAACUCCCCCGCCAGCCCGCCACCAGAUGUAGAAGGAGGGCACGGCCUGUGUAAGCUGCGGCGUGUUUUCUUCUUAGGCCAGCGAUGCCCCGCACCGUCUUGCUGCAGACUCCUUUGCUCUGUCGUGCCACUCGAUCCGCUGUCUCUGUCUCGACAAGACGACCGUUCGAGAUACCCAGAAGCUUCUCUCUUGCGUCGCAGACUGCCCCUCCUUGCCUCCGCCGCCACUACCUGACAGACGCGAUCCGCGCCCAUCAAGCCAAGAAGAUGGCUCCUCAACUCGACGGCUACUUCAAGCAGGUCGACGCCUCGGCCAACGACUUCAUCGAGCGCCUCCGCAAGGCAGUUGCUAUCCCCUCUAUUUCCGCCGAGGAUGCCCGCCGUCCGGAUGUCGUCCGCAUGGGCGAGUGGCUCGCCGGGGAGCUCAAGGCUCUGGGCGCCGAGGUGGAGCUGAGGCCUCUGGGCAAGCAGCCUCAUAAGGAGCACCUCGACUUGCCCCCCGUCGUUCUCGGCCGAUACGGCAACGACAAGAAUAAGCGCACGAUCCUCGUCUACGGCCACUACGAUGUACAGCCUGCCGAGAAGAGCGAUGGCUGGGCCACGGAGCCCUUCAACCUAACCGUCGAUGACAAGGGCCGCAUGUUCGGUCGUGGUGCCACUGACGACAAGGGCCCCGUCCUGGGCUGGCUCAACGCCAUUGAGGCUCACCAGAAGGCUGGCGUCGACUUUCCCGUAAACCUGCUCAUGUGCUUCGAGGGCAUGGAGGAGUAUGGUUCCGAGGGUCUGGAUGAUUUCAUCCAGGCCGAGGCCAAGAAGUAUUUUGCUGACACUGACGCCGUGUGCAUCUCCGACAACUACUGGCUGGGAACCGAGAAGCCCUGCCUGACCUACGGCCUUCGAGGCUGCAACUAUUAUUCCCUUGAGGUUUCCGGCCCUGGCGCGGAUCUCCAUAGCGGUGUCUUCGGCGGCACCGCCCAGGAGCCCAUGACCGACCUGGUGCGCCUCCUGGGCUCCCUGGUCGACACCCACGGCAAGAUCCAGAUCCCCGGCAUCAUGGAGCAGGUUGCUCCUGUCACCAAGGAAGAGGAGGGCCUCUACGAUGGAAUCUCUUUCACCAUGGACAACAUCUUCGAGUCCCUUGGCAGCAAGACCACCAUUCACGAUGAUAAGAAGAACACCCUCAUGGCCCGCUGGAGAUACCCUUCCCUCUCCGUCCACGGCAUCGAGGGUGCCUUCGCCAGCCCCGGCGCCAAGACAGUCAUCCCGGCCAAGGUCAUUGGCAAGUUCUCCAUUCGCACCGUGCCCAACAUGGACAUCGACACCACCAACAACUGCGUAUACAAGUAUGUCGAGGAGCAGUUUGCCAAGCUGGGCAGCAAGAACACCAUGAAGGUAUUUGCCCAGCACACGGGCAAGUGGUGGGCCGCGUCGCCCAAGCACUGGAACUUUUCCGCCGCUGCCAAGGCCACCGAGCGCGUCUGGGGCGUUCAGCCCGACUUCACCCGCGAAGGCGGAAGCAUUCCCGUCACACUGACAUUCGAGGAGGCGACGGGCAAGAACGUUUUGCUCUUGCCCAUGGGCAGCUCCACGGACGGUGCUCACUCCAUCAACGAGAAGCUAGACAAGCGUAACUACAUUGAGGGCAUCAAGCUGCUGGGCGCCUACUUGCACUACGUUGCCGAGGAGCCGCAGGAGUAGGAUGCAUGACUACGCAGUGAUGUAAAGUAGCAACCAUAUGCAUUGCCCAAAGCUGGGUCAAAUAGGGACUUUCAAGCGUAACGUCGGCAGCAGUGAAACAUUUGAUGAGUCUGUCAACGAG